Molecule: messenger RNA, 839 nt
Organism: Daktulosphaira vitifoliae (grape phylloxera)
Lineage: Eukaryota; Metazoa; Arthropoda; Insecta; Hemiptera; Phylloxeridae
Exons: 4
Coding region: 75-671 (198 amino acids)
Source: RefSeq, a predicted model, not a curated record
UUGAACUCAUAAAAUACAUUUAUAUGUACUAUUUAUUUAAAUAAAUUUAAAUUUAAUUAUUACUUAAUCAAAAAAUGGAUUUCGUGGCAUCAUUAUUUGUUUUUUGGCAGUUCAAUAUUUCAAUUAUUUUAUGGAAUUUACAAAAUCGUUGUUUGGCUCUACCAAAAGGUACUACAGCAGUUGUUCGAUUUGAUAAAGUUGAAUUGACUAUACACAAUAAGUUUGGACAAACGAAUGAAGUUUACAUAAGUCAAUUUAAUGGAUAUGAUUACAUGAACAUGGCAAUGACAUUCUAUUUUGAUUGUACUUUACGAAAAUUAAGUUAUGAAAUAAUUAAGUGUAAAGAGCAUUACAUAGAUUGCGUGAACUACAGAACUUUUGAAGUUUCCAAUAUUUGUGGAAUAGAAAAUACUCUACUAUAUUUCGUCAAUAUGGGAUACGUUAAUCGCGAGUUGUCAUGUAUUUUUAAAAAAGGAUCUUUAAUAAUUAAAAACUCAACAAUCAGUUCAAAUAAAAUAGUGAGAUCCUUGGCGCUUUCGUUGGAUAAGUGGUGGGAAAAAUCAUGGAAAUGGCAAUCUAAUUUUUCUUCUAAUGAUAACUCAUUUUUUGUGAAAUCAAACGGUCAGCUUCGAUUCCUUCUUUUGAGUAGACGAACUCCUCCUAAACAUUAAACGAAAUUUUAACCGAUUAAUUAUAAUUUUUUAUUAUUGUAUUACUGAUAAAUUUUGAAUUAUAUAAAUAAUAAUUUAAUAUAAUAAGGUGAGAGCUAUUGUAUCUGAUUGAAUCAAAACUAAAAAAUUAAUUUUUCUAGAUUUAUAAUUUUUUUUUUUUAUUAUAGA